UAGGGCCCWUUAGAAUCAACAUGGCGUCCAACUCGGUUUUAUUCGUUUGUUUGGGUAACAUCUGCAGGUCACCCAUUGCUGAAGCUGUCUUUAGGAAGAUGGCAGCAGAUGCUGGCGUUGUCGAUAAGUGGAGGAUAGACAGUGCCGCUACCUCCACCUAUGAGAUAGGAAAUCCUCCAGACUACCGUGGUCAAGCCUGCAUGAAGAGGCAUAAUGUGCCCAUGAGGCACGUGGCCAGGCAGGUAACCAAAGAUGAUUUCAUGAGCUUUGACUAUAUUCUUUGCAUGGAUGAGAGCAAUUUGAGUGACUUGAAAAGGAAGGCAAAUGCUGUGAAAAACCGAAAAGCAAAAAUUGAGCUUCUUGGUUCCUAUGACCCUCAGAAGCAGCUGAUCAUCAACGACCCUUAUUACGGAAGUGACCAAGACUUCGAAAAGGUGUACGAACAGUGUCUCCGCUGCUGCAAAGCUUUUCUAGAGAUGAAUUCCUAACAAGUUCCUAUCAUGAAGCACCUUUCCUCAAUCUGAUUGGGAAUUAUCAGCCUAAUGUGAUUUGGUUGUGACACGCACGCACACACACUUUAGUUCAUUUAAUGAGCUUGUGAAUUCUUGGUUUUGGGGUUGUAAAUGUUAUACAACGACAUUCAGAGUGCGGUAUCUGCAUGAAUGUAGACUAAAAACCUGGAAAAUUAAUAAAUUAAAGUAAAUUUUAAAAUG
Molecule: messenger RNA, 713 nt
Organism: Austrofundulus limnaeus
Lineage: Eukaryota; Metazoa; Chordata; Actinopteri; Cyprinodontiformes; Rivulidae
Gene: acp1
Product: acid phosphatase 1
Exons: 6
Coding region: 21-488 (155 amino acids)
Biological process (GO): protein dephosphorylation
Cellular component (GO): cytoplasm
Molecular function (GO): acid phosphatase activity; non-membrane spanning protein tyrosine phosphatase activity
Source: RefSeq, a predicted model, not a curated record